Messenger RNA from Pestalotiopsis fici W106-1, 879 nucleotides. RefSeq lists its product as uncharacterized. The record is from RefSeq and is a predicted model, not a curated record. Gene Ontology annotation, molecular function: protein-containing complex binding. The transcript has 2 exons. The coding region runs from base 1 to 879 and encodes 292 amino acids. NCBI's taxonomy places the organism in Eukaryota, Fungi, Ascomycota, Sordariomycetes, Amphisphaeriales, Sporocadaceae. Gene Ontology annotation, cellular component: mitochondrion.
AUGGCAACAAAAGCUACAAAACGAAUUAUUGUAUGCGGAGGAAACGGCUUCUUGGGCUCGAGAAUCUGCAAAUAUGCUGUAGCCCGGGGCUGGGACGUCACAUCAAUAAGUCGUUCCGGAGAACCAAAGUGGGAGACAGUGACAGCGUCCUCGACGCCACCCAGCUGGGCACACCGGGUGAGCUGGGAGCGCGCCGACAUCCUCAAGCCAGCCACGUACGCACCGCUCCUGCGCGGCGCCGACUCGGUCGUGCACAGCAUGGGCAUCCUGCUCGAGGCCGACUACAAGGGCGUGCUCCGGGGCCAGGAGUCCCCCGUGUCGGGCCUGCGCAAGGCCUUUGCCGGCGGCGCGCGGCCGGGCAACCCGCUCGAGCGCCACGCCAGCGAGGACAAGGACAUUCGCCCGCCCGAGACCCGCGAGCAGCUCACGUAUGAAAACAUGAACCGCGACAGCGCCAUCAUGCUGGCCAAGGAGGCCGCCGGGGUCGGUGCCGCGAGCUUUGUCUACGUCUCGGCUGCCGGCGGUGCCCCCGUGCUGCCCGCGCGCUACAUUAGCACCAAGCGCGAGGCCGAGAGUACCAUUGCCAGCGAGUUUCCUGGCAUGCGAGGCAUCUUUCCCCGGCCGCCCUUCAUGUACGACUCGAGCCGGCCCUUGACCAUGCCCCUGGCCGCCAUGACGGGUGCUGGAGCCAUCUUCAACAAGGUCACGGGUGGUGUGCUUGGUAGCUUCAUGGGGGCGGCUGGUGCCAAGCCUCUAAAGGUCGAUAUCGUUGCCGAGGCCGUCGUGGAGGCCAUGGACGAUCAGAGCGUGCGAGGGCCCGUUGAGGUUCCGGAGAUUGAAGAGCUAGCAAACCGGGCUUGGAGGAAGGGGAUGCUGUAA